Messenger RNA from Rotaria sp. Silwood2, 1611 nucleotides. Lineage: Eukaryota; Metazoa; Rotifera; Eurotatoria; Philodinida; Philodinidae. The record is from the annotation of a GenBank genome assembly.
AUGUGGAAUUCAUAUGCAUUUGUCCAUUAUGCAACAAUGGAAGAAGCUCGUCGUGCACUUGAACAAUCUAAUGGUGCCAUGUUUCUUAAUAGAAAAUUAAUUGUUCAAUUAUCUACAUCUCGUUUUCGACCACAACCAAAAGAAUCUAAUACUUCAAUACCUCAAUCACCUAAAAAACUUAUGAUUAUGAAUGCUCCAUCAUCAUCAUCAUCUAUUAUUUAUCAUAAUCCUACUGGAGGAUCAAAUACAAUAAAACAACAGCAGUCAACUCCACUUACUCAACAAUAUACUUAUUCAGAAACGAAUUAUGAUAUGAUGACAUCAAAUGGUCUUCAUCAACAGUCAUCAUCACCUAUUAUAUCAGAGAAUCAAAAUUUAUAUCGUUCUCUCUCACCAUUAUCUCAGGAUAUGAAUAAUUAUUAUUCACAAUAUUCAUCUAUACCUAUUGAUGAAAUGACAGCAUCAUCAUCAUCAUCAUUAAAAACUAAUCAUAUAAAAUCAAAUAAAAAUCUAAAAACAGACAUUGGUAUUAAUGGUGAAAUUCCAAAAUUAUAUUGUACGAAUUUACCAGAUAAUUGUAAAGCAAAUGAUUUACAACGUUUAUUUUCAUCAUUUGGUCAUGUUAUUGAUUGUGUUAUUUUAUGGGAUUAUUAUGCAUUUAUUACAUAUAAAACAUUCUUAGAAGCUGAACGAGCUUUACUAGGACUUAAUGGAUUUAUAUGGAAAGAUCGAAGACUUAUUGUUGAAUGGUCACGUGCAUCUGGACGACGACAACAACAAGUGUCAUCAUCACCAACACCACAAAAACUUGGUUCAUUUGGUUCUGAAAUUUCAACACCACCAUCACCUCGUACACGUCCGACAACAUUAUUAGCUCAUCAAUCGGCUUCUAAUAAUCAAUUUUAUGGAAAUAAUUCACCAAAAAUACUUUCACCAUUACUUCCAUCACCGCUUAAUUCACAAUCACCACAUCAUACAUUUAAUCAAAAUCUUGCUUUAAUGUCAAUUAUGCAACAACAACCAUAUUUGCAUCAUCAUGCAUCGAAUUCAUAUGGUGGGGCAUAUACAAAUGGAAAUAAUACUGAAGUAUUAUCAAAUGAUAAUCAACAAAUAUUUGAUGGUUUAACAAAUUCAUCAUCAAAUCAUCAACUUGAUUUAUCACCAUUUCUUGAUACAAAUUCAUCAAAUACGAAUAGAAUUUUUUCAUCAUCAUCUGAAUUAAAUACACCAUCAUCAAUAAAAUCUAUAUCAAAUGUUUAUCAACCAUCUGAUAUAGCUACAUUACUUGAACCAUUAUCAUCUGAUGUAUCAAUAGAUGAUAAAUCAAAUGAAAAUUUAAUGCAUGAUAUAAAAAAUACUUUACCAUUAACAUUAAAUAAUGUUCCACCAUCAUGUUCAUCAGCAGCAGCUGCUGGUGUUGCUGCAUUAUUUCAAGAAAAUUUACUUUCAUCAUUAUUUAAUUCAUUUGAACCAUUUAGUAAAUUAUUUUCAAAUGAUGAUCAAUCAACAUCAUCAUCAACAUAUUAUAAUCAUUUUUCACCAUUAUUAACAACAGCACCCGAUAAUAGUCAUUAUCCAAUGUCUUAUGGUCAUAAUAUUUCUUGGCAUUAA